Messenger RNA from Manis pentadactyla (Chinese pangolin), 915 nucleotides. RefSeq names its product olfactory receptor 147-like. The transcript has a single exon. Gene Ontology annotation, cellular component: membrane. Gene Ontology annotation, molecular function: olfactory receptor activity; G protein-coupled receptor activity; odorant binding. Gene Ontology annotation, biological process: G protein-coupled receptor signaling pathway; sensory perception of smell. The record is from RefSeq and is a predicted model, not a curated record. NCBI's taxonomy places the organism in Eukaryota, Metazoa, Chordata, Mammalia, Pholidota, Manidae. The coding region runs from base 1 to 915 and encodes 304 amino acids.
AUGGCUUCUAGUAAUGGCUCUUUCAUUACUCAUUUUGUUCUGUUGGGAUUAACAGACAGACCAGAUCUCCAACUUCCCCUGUUCUUCCUAUUCUUAGUAAUGUAUAUGGUCACUGUGCUGGGAAAUGUGGGCAUGAUAACUCUAAUUGGGUUGAAUUCACACCUACAUACCCCCAUGCACUUUUUCCUCUUUAAUUUGUCCUUCGUAGAUUGCUUUUUGUCUUCUGUUUUUACACCCAAAAUGCUGAUUAACUUCAUAUCCGAGAAGAAUAUUAUUUCCUAUGGGGGAUGCAUGACCCAGCUUUCUUUUCUGUGUUUUUUUGGUAUUUCUGAAUGCUAUGUGCUGACAUCAGUGGCCUAUGACUGCUAUGUGGCCAUCUGCAAGCCACUUUUGUAUAAUGCUGCCAUGUCCCCUAAGGUGUGUUCCAGCCUUAUGCUUGGUUCAUACUCGAUGGCCUUUUCUGGCUCCAUGGCCCACACUGGAUGCAUGCUAAGACUGGUCUUCUGUGAUGCCAACACCAUCAACCAUUAUUUGUGUGACAUCCUCCCUGUGCUCCAGCUCUCCUGCACCAGCACCUAUGUCAAUGAGCUGGUGGUGUUCAUUGUGGUGCGCAUCAACAUCAUUGUGCCCUGUCUCACCAUCUUUGUCUCCUAUGGUUUCAUCCUCUCCAGCAUCUUCCGCAUCAGCUCCACUGAGGGCAGGUCCAAAGCCUUCAGCACCUGCAGCUCCCACAUCAUUGCUGUUUCUUUGUACUUCAGAUCAGGUGCUUUUAUGUAUCUCAGGCCAUCUUCUGCUGGUUCUAUUGAUGUGGGGAAAAUUUCUUCUGUCUUUUACACCAAUACAGUUCCCAUGAUGAACCCCUUAAUCUAUAGCUUGAGGAACAAAGAUGCUUGCUCUGAGAAAAACCCUGAGUAG